AUGACAGAUCAUGGAGCACGAUUUUCAGCAGCUCGUCGUACACCACAGGGCACAGUAGAAGAACGUUUACCAUUUAUGAGCUUCAUUUUACCCUCAAUCUUUCGGCAAAAGUAUCCACGCGCAGUCAAUGCACUUCGAACGAAUAUUAAUCGUUUGACGACCCCACUUGAUGUUUAUGCUACACUUCUGUCUCUACUUGAUAUGAACAAAGAGAGCAGUACAAAUAAUGCCAAUAUUAAACAACGAGCUAUCUCUCUGUUUAAUGUUAUACCAGCACAACGAACAUGUGAUCAUAUUAAACUGCCACCACACUGGUGUUCAUGUCUGCAAUGGCAACAAGUUAAUGCGAAUGAUAUCAAAAUUAAACAGGCAGCCGAAUACAUUGUCAAUUAUAUCAAUCAACUUCUUUCAACUGUAAGCCGAUCGUUAUGUCAUCAUCUUAUACUUGACUCAAUUCAUAGUGCACAAAUGUAUAGACCUAACAAAAAUUUUUCAGCACCACUAGAGCGAGGUGUUCGAGUACUUACCCAUUGGAAUAGAGCGAAUGAUGUUGUUUUCUAUCAAAUUACUUUUGGAACAAAACCGAAUGAAGCUAUAUAUGAGGCAACAAUUCAAUACACAAGUCGAACGGGUAGUUUCAGUACUGAUCAUACUCAUAUUAGUCGUCUCAAUGCUUACAAAUCAUCGGCUAACUGUAUCGUACGAAGCUAUCCACAUCUGCGAAAAUUUUGUUUUUGUAUCAAAUAA
This is a messenger RNA of Rotaria sordida, 747 nucleotides long. Lineage: Eukaryota; Metazoa; Rotifera; Eurotatoria; Philodinida; Philodinidae. The record is from the annotation of a GenBank genome assembly.